Messenger RNA from Trichechus manatus latirostris (Florida manatee), 3117 nucleotides. It is a transcript of the gene SPATA1, whose product is annotated as spermatogenesis associated 1. The record is from RefSeq and is a predicted model, not a curated record. Lineage: Eukaryota; Metazoa; Chordata; Mammalia; Sirenia; Trichechidae. Bases 468 to 1883 code for a protein of 471 amino acids. The transcript has 14 exons.
ACCCCGGGUCAAGCAAGUUUAUUGGUACCAUUUUUCCUACAGAAUGUGCUCACUUAAUGUCUCUAUGUCACAUUUUGGUAAUUCUCACAAUAUUUCACUUUUUCAUUAUUAUUAUAUCAGUUAUGGUGGCCUGUGAUCAGUGAUGUUUGAUGUUACUAACUGUAAUUGUUUUGGGGCGCCACAUACGACACCCAUAUAAGAUGGUGAACUUAACUGAUAAAUGUUGUGUGUGUCCUGACUGCUUCACUGACUAGCCAUUCCCCUGUCUCUCUCCCUCUCCUCAGGCCUGCAUAUUCCCUCAGAUAUGACAAUAUUGAAAUUAAGUCAGUUAAUAGCCCUGCAAUGGAGCCCUGGUGACACAGUGGUUAAGAGCACAGCUGCUAAUUAAAGAGAACAGAAAUGAGUGGAAUGUUAUCUUAAACAAGCCAGAAAAUCUCUCAUAGCUUUUAUUAUUAAAUACUGCUCAAAUGAAGAAAGUUAAAAAGAGAACCAAAACUCCAACUGAUAUUUACCCAGUUGAGACAUUGGUAAAUAUGUCGCUUAAUCCAAGUCGACCGUCUUCAUCAGAGGUGGUGGAACUUCAUGUUUUUUAUGUCCCUGAAGGAUCGUGGAACUAUAAGUUAAAUACCAUUUCAAAAGAAGUUGUUAACAAAUUCAUUUCAGCUGGAUUUAUAAGAGUAUCUCCUCAACUUACUUUACAAGCCCUGAGGGAGAGUCUUGGUGAGUUCCUUGGUGAAGAUGCUGUUGCAGAAAAAUUUUUAUUUCUGAAAUGUAUAGGAAAUAAUCUAGCUGUGGUGAAGGCAAAGCAAGAAUCAGAACUGAAACUCAAAUCAUUUGCUCCUCCAUAUGCUCUUCAACCGGAAUUGUAUUUGCUUCCAAUAAUGGACCACUUAGGAAAUAUUUAUUCAGCCUCAUCAACAGUUGCAUUAGAUGGGCAGCAGACUAAUAAUGGUGUUACUCAGGCAGAUGGAACAGUCCACAGACCAGUCAGUGUGACUCUGUCAAAGGAAAAACCUGGAACAGAUCCCAGUUUAUUAGAAAACACUUUGAAAGAGCUUCUUAACAAGAAUCAGGAAGAAGCCAGGGGGAAAACCACUCCAAAAGAAAGCCAGACUGGAAAAAAUCAAAUUAGAAAUUCCAAAUUGCCAGGAUCAUUGGAAGACUCAAAUACUGAUUAUUUUAACAGCAAAAAAAGUCAGUAUCCUGGGAAAAAUGAAGAUGAUACAGCUAAUAUCAGUAGAAGAGAGGACAGUGAGACAGGUGAAAAAGAGUGUGUCAUCCUACCCAAUCUUACUAAUUUUCCCUCACUUCCUUGUCAACCUGCUAUUUCUCCAGGAAUAACUGAUAUCUCUUCAAUACAGAUUGAGAGAGAGAAGAUUAUUGAACAAAUGAAACAAGUAAAGGAAGAAAGAAGAUAUCUGGAGAGAAUUAGAGAAGAACUAAUAAAAAAAGUUGACAGGCUAUUUGAACAAAGCAAAUUGAAGCGAUAUCAUGCCUGUGAUGGUUGGAAGAAAAAAUACUUUGAAACAAAGAAAGUCACAGCAUCCUUGGAGGAGGUUUUAACAAAACUUCGAGAAGAUUUGGAACUUUACUAUAAAAAAUUGCUCAUGCAACUUGAAGCCAGGGAAAUCAAGAUGAGACCAAAGAAUCUGGCAAAUAUCACAGACUCCAAGAAUUACCUUAUAAUCCAGAUCACUGAAGUACAGCAUGCAAUUGACCAACUUAAGAGAAAAUUGGAUACUGACAAAAUGAAACUUUUAAUAGAAGUUAAGAUGAGAAAACAGGCAGUUUCAGAUUUACGCAUAUUGAAAGCUGAACUGGCACAGAAGAAAAUUAAUACACCUUUACAAUUUCAAAUAGUUCCUGGAAGUGUGCCUAGUUAGGGGCUCAACAGAUGAUUUUGUUUAUGAUGAAUCUGCUGAAUCAAAGGUAAUGGCAAUGGAGGAAGAAAGUUCCUGCUUUUAUAGGUCUUACAGAGUUGAUUCUAAGAGCCCAUCAGAUCUGGACCCCAUGGGUGACUUAUGCACACACCUGGUUAAGAACCAUAAACUAGCCUCUGAUCUUAUGCUCACAUCAACCUAGCAAAGUCCUUCUCCCCAGGACCACCUGCCUCUGUCUAAUACUAAGACAGUCUCUCUCAGGAGAAACAUGAGCUGUUGGAUAAGGUAUAAAGAAUAAAGGAAAAUAGGAGCAGAUCUAAGCAGAAGUAAAGGAAAGGGAUAAAGGAGUUAAAAGAAUGACCUGUGACUAAAAAUAAUUUACUGAACUUUAUAUACAUCUGGGAAACUUUUAAAGGCAAUUCUGAGCAAAUGCCAAUACUAUUGUUACUUAUGAUAGCACCAUUGGAAUUAAAAUAGUCUUCUAAGAUGACUAGUUCGUAGGCAAUAGUUAUUUGGUAUAUGAAUAAACUGUGGCAUAUUAAAGUACACUCAGUACAUACAAUCAUAUCUAAUCCUGUAUCUUUUUUUCCAUUCUUGAAACUGUUUAGAACUAGAUAAAGCCAUGUAUGCUCUAGUAACAGUUAUGAUUCACUAUUAAUAGAAAACUCUCAGAACAUAUAUCUGAACAUAGAAAGAUUUAUUUUUGAAGAUUAAGAGGAAAAUCUGACAUACCUUGAAUUUUGCCAUCAUUCUAGCUAGUACUUUGAGCCUUUUUGAUACUGUUAAGUAAUUUCAAAUACCUCAAGAUAGUGAAGGACCAAAGGAUGAAAAACUGAGUGUAUGUAAGAUUGAUUUAUGCAUGGUUAAGGCAUAUAUGCCUUUCAGAAUAUCAAGUACGAGAAGCAGCUGCUAUUGCCGAGGCAGCAUAAGGCAGAAAGAUUUUCUUCAAACAAAGAAGACUUGAUUUUGGUUGCUAUGCAAUUUUACAAUAAAUAAAAGAGAGAAACAAAAGAUACAACUAAAUUGUUUUCUAAAGUGUAAUUAAAUGGCCUUCAGGCUCAUCAAAAUGUUUCCUGAAUUCUAAGACCUUAACGAAUGUAUUCCUGCAUCUUCUAAUUAAUUAAGAAAAACUUGUAGAGUACACUAUAAUUCUGCAUUAUAUAUUUUUAAAUUAUAUAUGUAAGUGGUUAUCACAGUCUUCGCUAACUGAAAGAUUGGCAGUUCAAAUCCACCCAGA